CUCAGUUCAGAUUUGACAUCGGAUCAGUACUCGAGUCCCAACGGGUGAUCCUUUUUUGUUUUCCUUUCCUUUUUCCCAUUAGGUACAUUUUCAUCCACCUUCUUUCUAUUCUCGCCAUUGUUCCUUGGCCCAAUCUUUGCCUUGGUGCAUAGCAAACAGCAACUACGACAAGCCGGUCUUCUCCAUCUCGGGUUAUCCAACAACAAAGACAAGAAAUUCCGUUGUUUGCUUUGACCUUUUACCUUCUACCCCACUUCUAUUCUUCUCUCUUCUUUGCCUACAGUCGGCAGCAGACAAGGAAAGCGAAUAAAGCCAGGUGCCACUAUUACAUCAGAUACGAGAAAAGUCGAGGUUCCAGACUCUGUUCACUUGCUCGUCAACAAUCUUUUUUUUGUUCUCGACCCUCACACAAACACGCCAAACCGACGUGUAACUUCGAGGACAAUCUCUUUAUUCAUCUUCUUCCAUUCUACUCACGGACAAUCAAUCAUUGUCCUAUUGUACACAUUGUAGCCGCGUGUGCGCGUACAUAAAAAGGGACCAACGACAGUCACUUGUUACAUCCGUCAACUUGGCAUUUCUCUUUUUCUCCAUACCAACUUUUACCAGUCAACAAACCACACCAGAUCAUAUCUUCAGAUCAGCCAUCAUCAAGCUUUUCAUCUGCUUUACUUUUCUAUCUGAUCAACAACUCACCAGAUUACCAACACAACGGCAUCAACUAGAAAAGAUGCCCUCUCUCUUGAGCACCGCAUCUUUGGCCUUCGCGCUGGCCGCGUCGGUCGUUAACGCCCACAUGGAGAUGAGCUUCCCUGCUCCUCUCAGGUCGAAGUACAACCCCGCCGCCACAACCAAGGACUCGGACAUGGUCUCGCCCCUGUCGUCUUCGGGCUCCAACUACCCUUGCAAGGGAUACCUGUCCGACCUGGGCACACCCGGCGGCAAGCCUUCUGCGAGCUUUUCCCCGGGUCAAAAGUCGAACAUGACCAUCAUGGGCGGUGCAGCCCACAAUGGCGGCUCGUGCCAGGCGUCGCUCUCGUACGACAAGGGCAAGACUUUCAAGGUCAUCCAGUCGUGGAUCGGAGAGUGCCCCGUCAGCGGCGGCUCCAGCUUCGACUUCACUAUCCCCUCCGACGCCCCUGCCGGUGAUGCCGUCUUUGCCUGGACUUGGAACAACAAGGUCGGCAACCCAGAGCUCUACAUGAACUGCGCCGUCGUCACCAUCGGAGGUGCUCCCAAGAACCGCGUCCGUGGCAUGCAGCCCCAGGCCCGUGCCGCUGUCCCCUUUGCACAGCGCCCGGCUCCCUUCCUCUCCAACAUUGGUAACGGCUGCAAGACUGAGAACAUGGUUGUCGACUACCCCAACCCCGGCCCCGACGUCAUCCGCAAGGGCACAGCUACCAAGCCUAGCUGUGAUGGUGGCGCUGGCCAGGCUGCUGGUGGUCCCAGUGAUGGUGGUGCCGGUGAUGGUGGUGCCGGUGGCGAUGGCGGUGCAGCUCCUGCCCCGACCUCUUCGGCGAACCCUGGCAUUCCCGCUGCACCUUCCUCGGCCAACCCUGGAAUCCCAACUCCUUCUUCAGCUAGCCCCACCCCGACUCCCAGCGCUGAUCCUAACGGCACCGUCCCGGGUGGUGUCUUCAUCACCGCCACGAAGCCCGGCGCCGCUGCCCCGACCGCCCCGGCUGGUGGUGCUAACGGCACCAGCCCUACUCCUGCCCAGCCCGGCGGCGCGGCUCCCACCGGCUCCGCUCCCCCAUCCGGCGGUAACGGCGGCGGCAGCACUGCUCCCGUCUCGGGUCAGCAGAGCGGCGCCUGCACCGACGAGGGCGCAUACUUGUGCCUGGCUGGUACCAGCUUCCAGCGCUGCGCCUCGGGCAGCUGGUCCUCGCCGAUCCCCAUGGCCCCGGGCACUUCUUGCACCCCCGGCCAGUCCGCGACGCUCUUUGGUCGCUCCAACAACAAGGUGCGCCGCAGCGGUGCGCGCAAGUUCAACUCUGCUUGGGCUCAGGCUUAGUGGGCACAUGCUUAAGUGAUGUUCGAACAUUGCGUGCGCGUGAGCACACAGAACGACAAACUUUCUCUUCUCUUCCAUUCAUGGACAAACCUUUUUGAAAACCACCUUUUUUUCUCCUUGACAAUGUACUAUUUUCUUCUUUCAUUUGCAAUCUCUUGAUACCCCGCUACACAGAUACCUCUGGGAUUCAUGGCGGACUUGUGUUUCUUUGGUCGUUUUUCUCCACCUCAACUUAUCUUCCUAGGGUCGGCGACCUUUUAGGUUUGAUCAUUCCUUCUUUUUCUACUUCAUAGGGACGGACGGUCUGCAUAAACACAUAAAACAGUGUGUGGCUGGCGUUUUUCAUUGUUUUUUUUCUUUCUUUCUUUGAAGGAUUCUGUUAUACCUGUCAUGAUUUCUCAAAAGAAAAACCUCUCCUUUUUACCUCAUAACGAAACAAAAUGAUACAAAAAAGAUAGGCUUUCUUCCUCCGUGUGCGUUAGAGCACCAUGGAAAUACAAAAAAAAAGAUCUCACCAUAACUGCUUG
Messenger RNA from Pyricularia oryzae 70-15, 2541 nucleotides. Its product is annotated as endoglucanase. The record is from RefSeq and is a predicted model, not a curated record. NCBI's taxonomy places the organism in Eukaryota, Fungi, Ascomycota, Sordariomycetes, Magnaporthales, Pyriculariaceae. The coding region runs from base 731 to 2014 and encodes 427 amino acids. The transcript has 3 exons.